CACUUUUCUUGCAACAACAACAUAACCUCUCUGAUUGUUUAUUUUAAAAUUAUUAUAAAUUAAAAUUUUGCCAACAAAACAAUUAAAAAUAAUGGACGACGAUACAGUAGCGUUCGGUGACGAAGACCUGGGUGCCAAAACGGGGCUUUUGCCGCACCCUUACGUGACAUUGUUCCACGUAGGCUUCAGGUCGGCAGCGAUUGCCGCUUACCUGUUUUGCAGCUGGUUCAGCGACAGCUUCAUAACCAGCUUCGUUGCCAUAGUUUUGUUGCUAUCCAUGGACUUUUGGACUGUGAAAAACAUCACUGGACGUCUCAUGGUAGGGCUGCGCUGGUGGAAUUACGUGGACGAAGAGGGCAAAUCUCAUUGGGUUUACGAAUCGAGAAAGAAUAGGAUAAAUGAAAGGGAAUCUAAAAUAUUUUGGACGGCCUUGUUUUUGGUUCCCUUAAUUUGGGGGCUGUUUUUUUUGGUUGCCUUAUUCGGGCUUAAGGUUAAAUGGAUGCUAGUUGUGUUAAUUGCCUUAAUGCUAAAUGGUGCCAAUUUGCACGGUUAUAUUCGUUGCAAAAUGGGCAACAAGGACAGUUUUGGCACUAUGACGUCAGAUUUUCUUAGGAAACAAGUCAUGGCCAACGCUAUUAAUAUAGUAACAAGACAAACACCACCUCAAUCGCAACCAACAAAUAAUACAGUGUGAUUUUAUUUAAUUUUAGAAUAAAUACAAUUUCCAUUUAUCACAGUUGUUGCCUUAACAAUUCAUCAAUUUGACUUUUAUACAUGUCUUUAACAUCCUCCAAAUCCAACUUCAAUUCCUCAGUUUCCUCCACUUUUUCUCCAAAUAGCUGGCAUAAAGUGUCAUAUUGUUUUUGCAACUCGGUUAGCUGCAAUUUUAUUUGGUUGUAGUUUUUAUCUACAACUUCCAGCUCCUCAAUUCUGUUAAUUAAUUUGGAAAUUUCCAAAUUGAGCAGGGAGCGUUCCUGUUCGCGCCUGUUUAGUUCCCAUUGGGCCUGUUGCAGUUCGCCUUCGCGUUGUUUUAAUGUGGAUUGUAGCAUUUGCAUUUCAAACAUGUUGGUGUAGCGGGGUGCGUGCGUGGCUUCAAAAGGUUCAUCCUAAAAUUGAUUUACAAUUUAUGUUAUGCACAAAUUCACACUGAUUCUGAGUAGGGUUGCCAGGUGUUACGUAUUAAGCGUGAUUGUCACAAUUUUUGAAUGAUUGCCACACAUUACACCUGAGUAUGCGCAUAACACGCUUUUUCAUAAUUUCAUGUAAACGCUUCCUAAAUAAAUUAUUUAUUAGUUAAAAAUAGACUUGCUUUAAUAAUAAUAAUAAUGUUUAUUUAUUCUCUUGUACAAUUUACUAAAUUUAUAUUUCUAUGAUUAACAUUCUUAUAUAGGUACUAAUACUAAUAAUGAAGAAAAAAAUAUGAUUAAAAUAAACAAUUCACUUAUGAAGUGAUAAAUCCACUUAUUGUGAAAGAAAGUCAAAAUUGGGAUAUUUUUCAUAAUCGGGUGGUUUUUAGUUGAAUUCGGGUUUGAAUAGUUAUUUAUGAUAUAAGUGCUAAAAGUGACAUUUUAUUUUGUGAAUAGGGAAGUUUGGGACACGACGCCAAAGGCGGAGUGUUCCAUCCCUUUGAACAAAAUAAAAUCACUUUUAUCACGAAUAACAUACACUAUUUUUUCUACAAACGCACUAAAAAUGAUUACUUUUAGCACUAGUGCUAAAAGUAAUCACUUUUAACACCAGUGUCAUAAAAUGGCAUUUUAGACACUGACAGCAUCCGUUAAAAAUGACACUUUUAGUGACGUUUGUAGAAAAAAGUCAUUUUUGGGGUUUUUAAAGACAAUAUUUGGAUAUUCAUUCAGACAUGUUUGGAAAUAUUUUUUCGCAGGUGCUUUAGAGGUUGGACCUGUCAAAAAAUGACAGUUGGAGAAAAAAAAAUUCAUAUUAUUGGACCUGUCAAAAAAAAAUGACACUUGGAAAAAAAAAUUAAAAUUUAUAGGUAUCAUUGGACCUGUCGAAAAAAAAAUUACAUUUGAAAACAAAAUUUUUUUUUUUAGGAUUGGACCUGUCAAAAAAUGACGUUUAAAAAAAAAAUAUAUUUUUUUUAUAACUUUGGACCUGUCAAAAUAUGACAUUUGAAAAAAUAAAAUAAAAAUUAUUAUUAUUGGACCUGUCAAAAAAAAAUGACACUUGGAAAAAAAAAUAAAAAUUUUAUAGGUACCAUUGUCAAAAAAAAAAUUACAUUUAGAAAAAAUAUUUUUUUUUAUAAGAUUGGACCUGUCAAAAAAUGACGUUUGAAAAAAAAAUUUUUUUUUUUUAUAACUUUGGACAUGUCAAAAAAUGACAUUUGAAAAAAUAAAAUAAAAAUUACAUAUUAUUAUUGGACCUGUCAAAAAAAAAUGACACUUGGAAAAAAAAAUAAAAAUUUUAUAGGUACCAUUGUCAAAAAAAAAAUUACAUUUAGAAAAAAUAUUUUUUUUUAUAAGAUUGGACCUGUGAAAAAAUGACAUUUGAAAAAAAUAAAUAAAAAUUUUUCAUAUUAUUAGACCUGUCAAAAAAAAAUGACACUUGAAAAAAAAAUAAUAUGUAAUAUGUAAUAAUUUAUAGGUGUCAUUGCACCUGUAAUUUGAAUUUUUUUUUUUUUUUAUAACUUUGGACCUGUCAAAAAAUAACAUUUGAAAAAAUAAAAUAAAAAUUAUUAUUAUUGGACCUGUCAAAAAAAAAUGACACUUGGAAAAAAAAAUAAAAAUUUUAUAGGUAUCAUUGGACCUGUCAAAAAAAAAAUUACAUUUGAAAAAAAAAAAUUUUUUAAUAGGAUUGGACCUGUCAAAAAAUGACAUUUGAAAAAAAAAUAUUUUUUUUUUCAUAAGUUUGGACCGGUCAAAAAAUGACAUUUGAAAAAAAAAAAAUCAUAUUGGACCUGUCAAAAAAUGACGUUUAAAAAUUUUUAUUUUUUUUUUUAUAAAUUU
This is a messenger RNA of Ceutorhynchus assimilis (cabbage seed weevil), 2966 nucleotides long. NCBI's taxonomy places the organism in Eukaryota, Metazoa, Arthropoda, Insecta, Coleoptera, Curculionidae. The record is from the annotation of a GenBank genome assembly.